AUUUUGCAGUUGCAUAGCUCGGCCUCAUUCAUAAACCUGAGUCACCUGUUUCAACGUGUGACCAAGACUCCAAUACCAUGAUGUCCUCUUCACUCCCGGAGAAGCAGCUCCUGUGCCCGCUCUGCUCGCUCAUCUUCACCGACCCGGUCACCACUCCGUGCGGGCACAACUUCUGCCACGCGUGCCUCCAAAGCGCCUGGGCCAAAUGCGACAACAUGUGCCAGUGCCCCACCUGCGAAAAGACCUUCUCACCGCGCCCGGAGAUCAGCAUCAACACCGCGUUCAAAGAGCUCGCCGAUACGUUCAAAAGCGUGAUCAUUCCGCAGAAAGUUACGCUUCUUAAUUCAGUGCAGCCUGGAGAGAUAACUUGCGAUGUUUGUUUAGCGGGAUCAGUCGAAGUCAAAGCCAAAAAAUCGUGUUUGGUUUGUCUGGCUUCGUAUUGUUCUAUUCACUUGGAGCCGCAUCAGAAAGUGGGCGCUCUGCAGGUGCAUAAGUUGAUAGAGCCGGUGGGGAAUCUGCAGGAGAGGCUGUGUAAGAAGCAUGAUCGGUUACUGGAGAUGUUUUGUAAAGACGAGCAGAAAUGCGUGUGUCGAUUCUGCGUGGAGACGGAGCACAAGAACCACAAGGCCGUGAGUUUAGAAGAUGAGAGCGCAGAGAGGAAGGCUCAAAUGGUGAAGACUGAGGCUGAGUUCAAAAACAUGAUCGAGCAGCGCGUUAAAAAAGUGGAGGAGAUUUCAAACAGCCUUCAGCAAAGAAAGGAGAGUGCAGAUAAGGAGCUGGAACACAGUGACACCCUCUUCACGUCUCUAAUAAACUCCAUUAAAGAAAGACAAACUGAAGUGAAGGAGGCGAUUCUGAAAGAGCAGAGAUCAGCAGAGACUCGAGCAGAACAGCUGACCCAGGAUCUGAAUAGAGAGAUCCAAGAGCUGGAGACCAGGAGACAGGAGCUGGAGGAGCUCCGGGAGUCUGACGACCAUCUGCAGCUCAUACAGCGGUUUCCGUCGGUUACUGUUCCUCCAGUCUCGACAGAUUGGUCUGAGGUCCGGCUUCCCUCAGAGCAGAGCGCGGCGACACUGAGAGACGCUCUGUCUAAACUAAAGGAGACUGUGGACAAACAAAUGGACCUGCUCAGGAACCAAGAACUGAGGAUGGUGCAGAAAUAUGCAGUGGAUGUGGAGCUUGAUCCACACACAGCUCACCCAAACAUCGUGCUCUCCCCAGACGGGAAGCAGGCGGGGCGGGGAGAGCUACUCCACAUCGUCCCUGACAACCCCCAGAGGUUUGACCCAGUCAUCUGCGUCCUCGCCAAGAAGGGUUAUGUGUCGGGGCGCUUCUACUUCCAGGUCUCGGUGGGCUCAAAGACUUACUGGGACCUGGGCGUGGUUCUGGAGUCUGUGAACCGUAAGGGCAUGAUCACAUCGAAGCCCGAGAAUGGGUUUUGGACGGUGCGUUUGCGAGGAGGAGAUGAAUACCGUGCCCUGGACUCCCCUUCGGUCCUUCUGAAGCUCCACACCAGACCUCAGACUGUCGGGGUGUUCACGGACUAUGACCAGGGUACCGUCUCCUUCUACGACGUUGGCUCCAGAACGCUGCUCUACUGCUUCACCGGAUGUGCCUUCGCCGAGAGGGUCUUUCCGUUCUUCAGUCCUGGAGUUUGUGACGAUGGAAAAAACGUAGCUCCUCUAAUUGUCGUACCUGUCAAACCAGAGAGGUAGAGAUGGGCGAAUAGUGACAAAAAAUGAAAUCUCAAUCGCUGGUUUCAGAUGACAUCACAACAUUCCAUAGGCCAAUCAUAUUUAAUAUAGAUGGAGGCAGCUAAAAAUAAUAUUGUCAAAGGUGCACUGUGUAACUUUUCUGGUUGUGUCCAUGGAGAUAUUACUGUUUUGCCUUGAUUAUUCUGCAGUAUGGAAAUAAACUCAAUGCUCGCAAUAGAGACAGGUUAAUGGUCAUAUCUAUGGAGAAGUAAGCCUGCACGUGGGAAGAAUUUAUGUUUUUUAGGGUAACUGAACAAAUGGAAGGGAAAUAUGUUUAAUGCCCUAUUAUGAAACAUUCCAGGCAAAGAAAUAACAUCUCCAUGGAGACAGGGAAGUAGCAAACCCCUCAACCUCAGAAGUUAC
Boleophthalmus pectinirostris (great blue-spotted mudskipper) is the source of this 2117-nucleotide messenger RNA. Its product is annotated as E3 ubiquitin-protein ligase TRIM39-like. Gene Ontology annotation, molecular function: protein binding; zinc ion binding. The record is from RefSeq and is a predicted model, not a curated record. The coding region runs from base 78 to 1715 and encodes 545 amino acids. The transcript has 8 exons. NCBI's taxonomy places the organism in Eukaryota, Metazoa, Chordata, Actinopteri, Gobiiformes, Gobiidae.